Molecule: messenger RNA, 1281 nt
Organism: Guillardia theta CCMP2712
Lineage: Eukaryota; Cryptophyceae; Pyrenomonadales; Geminigeraceae
Exons: 4
Coding region: 1-1281 (426 amino acids)
Source: RefSeq, a predicted model, not a curated record
AUGACAGGAAUGCCAAACUCUGGCAAGAUUGUUCUUACCCCCGAUAUAGAAGAGCUGGUAAGAGAACGAGUUCUGGCUGAAACAAGAGCGUUGGAGGUGAAAUUCCUCAUCUUCCUGCUGGCGAUUCUUCUAGCCUUUGGUGCUUUCACGUGUCUGUCAUGGGGGAGGAAAGUGAAACGAUCCCACGAACGCGAAAGAGAUUUUGAUGGCGAAGCGAGUUUUGACACCAAAAAGCGCGCAAACGAGAAUCUGCAGCAACUUCGCAACCUGAAGCAGCUGCUUCGCAACCAGCAGGCGCUGAAAGAUUUUCAAGAUGAGGGGCUGGACGAGUUUGUGCGCAACAACCUCGAGGAGUUGUGCGCCAAGAGGACAUCAAGCAACUCAACAGAUAAGAGCAGCGAUAGUGCAAGAGGACGUGCGUACGAUCAGCCGGUUGAGCACAGUACUCGAACGGUCCCUGACUCCCCCCUGCGUCGCAUGUCUGCGGUUCCUCUCAUGCCUGACAGGCACGACGGGAUUUCACUAGCUCCUGCUGAGAGGGAAAACGCGUUCCGAAGGAUGUCGACGACCAACCUGACUGUGCACACGGAGCACCAGCCAGUUGAGCGAACUCCUUCCUCCAGCAGCGGCUGCACCACGAGGUCUGAUCGAAUGCAAAGCUCGCCGCUGCAGAAGCCGCAGAAGCCGCCCAACAUCCCUCCGCUGCGGUUGCAUCAGAUUCCUCCUCAGAACAGAGAAGGGUCGUUCGUAAUGCAACGGGAGAUGAUGUCGGGUAGCGGUAUCUGGUCGAACCACCACCCCGAAGGCAAUGGUGUGCCACACCCAAUGCGACGAACGUCGAGCUCGAUCUCGCCAACGAGGAGGAUGUCUCAGCCCAGCUACGAUCGCUCCUUCAACAACGAGGGUUCUCGUUCGCCGGUCAGAAGCAUGCAAGACGGGGGGAGGAUUUCUCCAUCUCGCAGGAUGCAAGCGGGGAAGAGCAGCGGCACUCGGUUCUACGCAAGCAUCGUGAGCAGAGAAGUCAGGCAGCGCUCGCCGAGGAUGCAGGCCAACGACUCCUUCAAUAACUUGGCGGGAUCCGAAAACAUGUAUGACAACGAGGGGGCGAAGCAUGAGCCGGAGGAGAGCGAGUCGUUUGCCAACAGAGGCAGACAGGCGUAUGCUUCUCAAUCGAACCUGAGUGGCUAUGAAGAACAAGCGCCUGCAGAGGAGAGUAUGCCGGCCCCGCAGGUGUUUCGUCGCAAGCGAUCGCAGGGAGUCGAUCAGCAUGCUACAAGCUAG